AAAAGUGCUGCAGACGCGGCGUCGAGCGCUGUUCAGAAUUGAUCUCGCCUGCGGUGGGUAUUGGAAAAGUUUGGAAAAUGAAGUUCCUGACGGUAUUAGCCGUCGUCGCGGCCGUCAGCUUCAGUCUAGCAGCAGCUGACUAUAAUACCAUCAAGACUGCCGACAAAGAUUUUCUCCUGAAACAGAAGAAGAUUUAUAAUCUUCUGUACUAUAUCUCGCAACCCUCCCUUGUAAAUCCUUCAUUAUACGAGGAAGGUCGCUCGUACAACAUUGAAGCCAACAUAGAAUCGUAUACUAAUACGGCUGUGGUGAAGAACUUUCUCUAUCUAUACAAGUAUGGCAUGCUUCCUCGUGGCGAGCUCAAUUCCAUGUACUAUCCAAAACUCCGGAAGGAAACGGAGGCGCUAUUUCGUCUAUUCUAUUAUGCCAAGGACUUUGACAUCUUCUACAAAACGGCAUUAUGGGCGCGUAUUUAUAUAAACGAGAUGCAGUUUGCUGAAGCCCUGUACACCGCAGUUAUAUUCCGUGACGACACUAAAUUCAUUCAGUUACCGCCUCCUUACGAGAUGUACCCAUAUGGAUUUUUCAAUUCCGAAGUACUCGAAAAAGCACACCAUGCAAAACUCUUCGGAAAACUUGACUCGAAGAAAGUCGGUGGCUAUGAUACCUACAUCAUUCCGGCAAAUUAUUCCGGAUGGUACAUAUCGCGCGAGUACGAUUUGGAGCACAAAAUUAAUUACUUUACCGAGGACAUUGGCCUGAACGCUUACUAUUUCUAUAUGCGGAAAGACUAUCCAUUCUGGUUAAAGAGCGAUGAAUUCAGCAUGCAACAGAAUCGCGGCGUAGAUUACCUUUACAAUCAUAAGCAGUUGUUGUCUCGUUAUUACUUGGAACGGCUGUCCAACGACAUUGGUAAAAUUGAAGAUUUCGAUUGGCACAAUGAGUUCUAUAUUGGAUAUUAUCCAACAAUGACCUAUCACAACGGAUUACCGAUGCCUCAGAGACCAUACUGGAGCAAAUUUCCCUACUACAAGUACAAAUACAUAAAGGACAUAGAAGACAUGGAAUCUCGAGUAUCGGCGGCCAUUGACUCCGGAUUUGUUUUGGACCCAACUGGCAAAAUGAUCAACAUUUACACACCCGAAGGUCUUAACAUUCUUGGUAAUAUUAUUGAGGGCAAUAUGGAUUCCUGCAAUUCCGAUUUUUACGGCAACAUCGAUCUGUUUGCGAGAAAAAUCUUUGGAUACAACUUGGAGCCGUCAACCUCGUAUCAGAUUAUACCUAGUGCUCUCGAAUUUUACAGCACGUCCAUGAGAGAUCCUGCAUUCUAUCGUAUCUACAAAAGAAUAAUGUUCUACUAUGACAGGUACAAAAUGCAUCAGAAGCCAUACAACAAGAAUGAAAUUGUUUAUCCCGAAUUGAAGAUCGAGUCUUUUGUCGUGGAUAAAUUAAUUACUUAUUUUGAUCAAUUCGACACUUCGAUCAGCAACGGUUUGAUAAUCGAUGAUGCGAAAGAGGCUGAAAACACGUUGAUCAAAAUUCGUCAAUAUCGUCUCAAUCACAAACCGUUCAGCUUCCAUCUCGCCAUCAACGCUGAGAAAUCUAUGAAGGCCGCGAUACGCAUUUUCCUCGGACCAAAAUAUGACAUUCAUCACAAACCGUUUAAUUUCGCUGAAUACGCAAAAUACUUUUAUGAAAUGGACAACUGGAUAGUCGAUCUGAACGCCGGUACGAACAAGAUCGUCCGAAACAGUCAAGAUUGCUUCUUCGCCAUACCCGAUCCGGAACCGAGUGAAAUACUAUACAAGAAGAUGCUCAAGGCCUUGGACGGUUCCUUGAAUGGUUCCGAUUCCUUCUCAUAUCCGGAAAGAAUUUACGGAUUCCCCGAGCGUCUGCUCUUGCCCAAAGGCAAGAAAGAGGGCAUGCCCUUCCAGAUAUUCGUAUACAUCAAUCCGGUCGAAGGAGAACCGAUUCCUUACAUGUCCCGCGUUUUUGGUGGCUAUAAAUUCGAUAACAAGCCAUACGGAUUCCCCUUGGAUAGGCCUGUUCUCAAUUUCCGUUACGAUGACUCAAACAUGAUGUUGAAAGACAUUAUAAUCUAUCACAAGGAUGAGACGGAGUUGAAUGUGACUUAUUGAUCGUUAUUUAUGUUAAAUUUGUCAUCAUUUGAUUUAAUGUAAUUAAUCAUAAUUGUAAUCGUAUCAGAAUGAAGCACAAUUUAGUUCAUUUACACUAAAAAAUUUUUUCAUGACUCACAAAUAUGUAUUAACAUAUUAACACGUAUUGUCCACACGAUUAUAAAUGUAAAAAAAGUUCGACUUGUGAUUAAUUUAUAACGAUUACUCUUAUAUAAAAUUCUUAUACAUUUAAUGACAGCCUUUGUUUUAUUGACAAUAUCUUGUGCUUUGAUAAGAGAGUUGAUUAUUUCAUUUUAAUAAAUCAUAAAUAGAAACUCGUAA
Molecule: messenger RNA, 2459 nt
Organism: Wasmannia auropunctata (little fire ant)
Lineage: Eukaryota; Metazoa; Arthropoda; Insecta; Hymenoptera; Formicidae
Gene: Hex70a
Product: arylphorin subunit alpha-like
Exons: 6
Coding region: 78-2138 (686 amino acids)
Source: RefSeq, a predicted model, not a curated record